CAUCUUAUCCAGCUCAUGAAUGGAUGAUUUACUUAAAAAGCUAUUCAUUUCAAUUGUCAGCAUUAUUGUCAUUAUCGUUGAAAACCUUUUUUAUGCUAUCCGGAUUUCUUCUUACACUAAAAUGUAUUGAACACAAUUAUUUCUUCACUUGGAAAGAAUAUUCAAUUUAUAUAUUUAGACGAGCAUGUCGUUUUUGGCCAGGUAUUUUAAUGAUUACCAUUGUUAUGCUAUUACUGGGUGAACCAAAAGGUAAUUGGAUGAGUCUUUGGUUAUUUUAUCAAAAUUACGUUGAUGUAGAACAGUGGUCAGCCGGCUUCGGUGCUCUGUGGAGUAUCAGUCUUGAUAUGCAAAUGCAUAUACUUCUACCCGUUGUUUUGUACAUGAAUGUUAGUCGCACGUCAAAUUAUCAAAGAACUUAUUUAGGAUUAUAUAUACUCAUUAUUUUGUCAAUUGUAUAUUUACUGUCUGUUUUCAAUCCACAAACAAUGGAUUUGCCGACGAUUAUGUAUUGUUAUAAUUCAAUGGCAUUAUUGAUGCCGCAACGAAUUUUUUAUUGGAUUAUAACUGAGUAUAAUAUUACAUUGGCAUUCGAACGACCAACUGUACCAAGUCCAAUAACAUCAUUCAUGAAAAAGAUGUAUCUACCUGUCAUAAGUCGAUAUUCAAGUUUUAUCAUCGGAUCAGCCUAA
Messenger RNA from Rotaria sp. Silwood1, 689 nucleotides. Lineage: Eukaryota; Metazoa; Rotifera; Eurotatoria; Philodinida; Philodinidae. The record is from the annotation of a GenBank genome assembly.